AUGUUUCAGAUAAGAAUCAGUGCAAUGAAGGUCUUGCCAGCAAUAUGCAAAGACUCCAAAGAGUAUGUACCAAAAGUAACAGAUAUUCUGGCACAACUGUUGCAACUUGAUGAAUCUGAUCACAAUACCCCUACAAAUACUUUGUCUCAGAUUUAUAAGGAAGACCCUGUUGGUACACUCAAGACAGUUUUUAACCAUGUCAGCAGUACCGAUGAUGCAACAGAAAGGGAGAAGUGUUUGCAGUUUAUUUAUAAGAAGAUUAUAAAAAUGGAGGAAAAAUUGACAAGUGAAAUCUAUGAUCUAUUGUUAGAAGAAGGGAAAAAGAUAAUACCAGUAAGUUGGUUGUCAUGA
Molecule: messenger RNA, 351 nt
Organism: Acanthoscelides obtectus
Lineage: Eukaryota; Metazoa; Arthropoda; Insecta; Coleoptera; Chrysomelidae
Source: the annotation of a GenBank genome assembly